AUCGAUUUAGGCUGUUAGAUAAUAUAAUAAUCGACCCGAUGAUAUUAUUUUGCGUUGUAUAGUCGAACGUUAUUACGUGUUAGUAACAUUUUGUACACCGCCUUGUUCAAAUAGAAAAAUGGCUUCAUCGUCAAAAUCUCUUUGUGUGAAUGAUAUUAUAAAUUUGCUGGAAGCAGAUGAGCUGAGUGAAGAUACUAUUUUCUUAGAACCUCCGGAUGAAAAUAUUACUGACGAAGACUCCGAUAACGAUGAACAUACAGGUGAUAUAAACCAUUUACCUGCUAGUGUAUUGAAAGCUAAUGUUAUUUUACCGAAAGAAAUUCUCAACACCGACAAUUAUUACGAAUCAAAAAAAAAAAAAGUUGUGACUACAAAAAAAAAUCGGGUUGUAGUGGGCAUGAAAAAAAGUCAAAAAGAUUCAUCUCAAAUUUGGCGUGAAGGAGAUUUAGAGACUCCUAAAAUAACAGAGCUUUGGGGUCCAGAUGAAAACAGUAAAAUAAAAUAUGGCUCACUUGCGCCAUUUGAACUUUUUGAAUUAUUUUUCGAUGAUCAAGUUUUUGAUUCUAUUGCCCCUGAUACAAAUAAUGGUUUAGUGUCCAAUGCUAUGAGGCGAAAUAGAUUUGACGAUAUAUUUCAUAAUCUUCACUUUUCAAACAACAACAACUUGGAUAAUUCUGAUAAAUAUGCAAAAAUAAGACCGUUGAUUACUAUGAUAAAUACUAGAUUCCUAAUGCACGCUCCUCACGAAGAAUUUCAUAGCAUAGAUGAAUCCAUGGUGCCAUAUUAUGGUAAACAUGGAUGCAAACAAUUUGUCCGAGGAAAACCAAUUCGUUUUGGAUUUAAAGUGUGGGUUGGGACAUUGCGUCUAGGAUAUGCAUUAUGGAUCUCUCCUUACCAAGGAAAAAAUACCGGGUUCAACCAAACAGAUGUCGGAUUAGGAGGAUCUGUUAUUUUAGCUUAUGCUAACCAAAUUAUAAACCAUCGACCUGCUCCAUAUCAUUUGGUGUUUGACAAUUUUUUUACGGGUGUCACUCUUUUGGAAAAGCUCAAAUCUAUCAACAUUCGCGCGACAGGUACAAUUCGGUCAAACAGAGUUAUGAAAUGUCCAAUUGAUUUUGGAAAAAUGAAAAAACAACCAAGAGGGUCUAGCUGUAGUUUUGUUUCAAAUAAUGCAAUUUUUAUUUGCUGUUGGCGUGAUAAUAACAUUGUUUGCUUAGCUUCAAAUACUAUUGGGACAGAUCCUAUUUCUGUGGCAAACCGUUGGUCUACUUCCGAAAAAAAAAGAUUACGGAUUUCACAACCAAAUAUCGUUUCUGUUUAUAACAAAAAUAUGGGUGGUGUAGAUCGAAUGGACCAAAAUAUAUCACAAUAUCGUAUUGGGAUCAGAGGUAAAAAAUGGUACUCUUCUAUUGUUCUAUAUAUUAUAGACUUAGCCGUUCAAAAUGCAUGGCAGCUUCAUAGGAUGUAUAAUAAAAAUAAAAUGGAUCAAUUGGCAUUUCGAAGAAGCAUAGUUAUUUCAUAUCUGACACGUUACAAGACAGAACCCACUCCAGGAAGAAGUGGAGGCAAACCAUCCAGUGUUAUUAUGGAAAUAAGAUAUGACAAAUUUGAACAUUAUUUGAUUCCCCAAGACUCUCAAACACGGUGUGGUCAAUGUCAUCAAAAAACAACGACAAGAUGUAUGAAGUGCAAUAUUGGUGUCCACGCAAAAUGUAACGUUUUAUAUCACACAAAAUAA
Messenger RNA from Metopolophium dirhodum (rose-grain aphid), 1738 nucleotides. Its product is annotated as piggyBac transposable element-derived protein 3-like. Gene Ontology annotation, molecular function: sequence-specific DNA binding. The record is from RefSeq and is a predicted model, not a curated record. The transcript has 3 exons. The coding region runs from base 119 to 1738 and encodes 539 amino acids. NCBI's taxonomy places the organism in Eukaryota, Metazoa, Arthropoda, Insecta, Hemiptera, Aphididae.